GAAAGCGGCCCUUUCCCCACGGCCUGGCCAUGACCCUGCGGAGGCUCCGGCGACUCCGGCCCGGGCAGCCAGAGCGAGAGGCGCCAGCGGCGGAGGCGUUGAGCGAGGGAGGGCCAGGCGCUCUGCGGGACCGGGCGUCGGAGCUGGAACGGGCGCUGGCGGCCUCGGGGGGCACCUUGCCCCGAACCCGCAGGGACUCUGGAUUCAAAUGGCGAUCUCUCAGCCAGUCACCUGAGCAGCACAGGAAGAUGAUCAUGCUGGAGAAGGAAGAAGCUCAAUCCUUUGGUUUUGAGAUUCAGACCUAUGGGCUGCACCACCAGGACACCAAACGUGUGGAGAUGUUCACAUUUGUUUGUCGUGUACAUGACGGAAGCCCAGCCCAGGUAGCAGGGCUUAAGCCGGGAGACACAAUUACUGGCGUGAAUGGUCUCAAUGUAGAAGGGAUCCGCCACCGUGAGAUUGUAGAGAUCAUCAAGGCAUCUGGGAAUGUGCUCAGACUGGAGACCUUGUAUGGCACGUCAAUCCGGAGAGCAGAGCUUGAGGCCCGACUGCAAUACCUCAAGCAAACACUAUAUGAGAAAUGGGGAGAGUAUCGGUCACUGAUGGUGCAGGAGCAGCGCUUGGUCCAUGGCAUUGUGGUGAAAGACCCCAGCAUUUAUGACACCUUGGAGUCUGUGCGUUCCUGCCUGUACGGCACUGGGUUGGCCAAAGGGUCCAUACCUUUUGGGAUGUUGUUGCCAAGUUCAAGCAGCACUUACAGCAGCGUGGGCUGUGUCAGCACAGCCACAGAGGAGAGUGAGGAUUCUGUGUAUCAGACUUGCUUCUUUGACUCCGCCGAUUCCUUGGACGCUCUCCCUGCAGCCGCCCAAUUCACACGGCCUCGGCCAGCUUUAACCCGCAGUGCCAGUGUCAAAUGUGCCAGCAGCAAUGGAGCUGCCCGCUUCUGGGACAAGUCAUGUGACCAAAAGAACUCCACGGGGACACCCCGGCCCAGGAAGAGCAAACACGGAAGCUUCCGCAAAAGGCUACUCAAGUUCAUCCCUGGAUUGAACCGUUCCCUCGAAGAGGAAGAGAGCCAGUUGUAAAGGGAUGCACAUGGUUAGGGAAGUGAGACUGGGCCAGAUAGUGGCCAGACUGCCUCGCCUUUUUAAAAAACAAAAACAAAAACUGG
Molecule: messenger RNA, 1171 nt
Organism: Heteronotia binoei (common prickly gecko)
Lineage: Eukaryota; Metazoa; Chordata; Lepidosauria; Squamata; Gekkonidae
Gene: TAMALIN
Product: trafficking regulator and scaffold protein tamalin
Exons: 8
Coding region: 30-1085 (351 amino acids)
Biological process (GO): signal transduction
Cellular component (GO): plasma membrane
Molecular function (GO): protein binding
Source: RefSeq, a predicted model, not a curated record